AUGUCCACUGUUGUACUCAUCACUGGAGCCAACCGGGGCCUCGGCAAGGGUCUCCUUGAGCGAUACCUACAGCUGCCCAACUACACCAUCAUCGCAGCCAACCGCAACCCGGACCACCCAACAUCCAAGGACCUCUCUAAGCUCCCCACGGCUGACGGCACAAAACUCAUCGUAGUCAAGCUUGACGCUAGAGUGUGGGAGGAUGCUUUCAGCGCCGUGAAGUUGCUCGAGUCCCAGGGUAUUGACCACAUUGAUAUUGUUAUUGCCAAUGCUGGCGUGGCCUACACGUGGCCUACAGUCGCCGAGGUCAAGCUCGAGGACCUCGUCGCCCACGUCGAACCCAACGCCUAUGGCGUCGUGUCACUUUACCAGGCCACCCGCCCACUGCUGCAAAAGUCCAAGAGAGAGCCCAUCUACGCCAUUAUGGGGACCACUGCUGGAAGUUUGAACUUAGGGUUGGUCGCUGAUGUUGAUACGCUCUGCAGCACCCAGCCCCAGCUUCCCAACGCCUGCUAUGGUCCGUCCAAGUCGGCAUCGGCCUGGUUCAGCAUCCGUAUCAACGAGGAGGAUAGCUGGCUGCACUCAUUCUCGCUGUCUCCUGGCUGGGUUCACACCGACCUGGGCGAUGCAGGUGCGGUGGGCUUGGGUGUCGACAAGGCCACCCAGGACCAACUCAUGAUUGGAGUGGACGAGUCGUGCGACGGCAUGAUGAAGGUGCUUGCUGAGACGACCAAGGAGAAGCAUGGUGGAAAACUGGUCCUUUACAGCGGUGGUACUAUGCCCUUUUAA
Colletotrichum spaethianum is the source of this 789-nucleotide messenger RNA. RefSeq names its product norsolorinic acid ketoreductase nor1. NCBI's taxonomy places the organism in Eukaryota, Fungi, Ascomycota, Sordariomycetes, Glomerellales, Glomerellaceae. The record is from RefSeq and is a predicted model, not a curated record. The transcript has 2 exons. Bases 1 to 789 code for a protein of 262 amino acids.